AUGCGACUCUCAGCCUCGCAAUCCAGCUUAGCUAUGGCCACUCCGGAAUUGGAGAUAGCUGGGAAUAAUCGCCAUCAUCAUCACCACCACCACCACCACCACCACCAGCAGCAGCAGCAGCAGCAGCACAACCACCCGCAUCCGCUACCACAGCAGCCGCCAGCCCUCGCAGCGCAACCAGUCAAACGUCGUCGCUAUGCACGUCGCUCUUGCCUCACUUGCCGAUCCAAAAAGACACGCUGCGAGCUGCCUGACGAAGCCGUCCCGUCUUCAUACGAUCCUUUGCCGGUAUCCAAGGCCUGCCAUCGAUGUCGCGCACUCGACAUUCCCUGUGUCGUGUGGGAUGGCAAUCGCAAACGCAAACCCCGCAUCGAUUCUGUCCCCUCCUCAUCUGCGCUCUCCUCAUCCUCUUCUCCUUCUCAGCCUCGCAAUUCUCACCCGCUCGAUCGUGCACGCGCCUCGCAUGGCGCGUCUCCUCCUCCCGCCCUUGAUCAAGCAGAUCCCGGCAAUCUCAUUGCACGUUCCAGCCAUCGCAAUGCGUAUCCCCACCCUAGCGACCAAAAUUGUUGUCUCGCCAACAAUUGGCUGAUACCGUCUACCUCGAGCCAGAGUCCUCGACGUUCCAAUUUGUACGAACGACCUUGGCAUGUUUCCGAUGCAGCUCCGCGCAUCCCGCCACCCUAUGCUUCUCCUCCGUCCGCAACAAGGCCUUCAACAACAACUACUUCCAGCUCAAAUGUCACCUUCCACCGCAGCGCUGCUGCUGCCGCUUCCGCUGCCACUGACGGCGAAUACGACGCUGCGCUCUUCAUCAAUCCCAAAUUUUCAGAUAGCAUCAAGACAAAGGUGGCAGGAGGCGAGAUCCACAUCCUCAACAAUCAAUGCAUGCACUCGCCCCUAGUAACGCUCAAUCGUUUCAUCACCAGGAUUCCUUCCUUCUCACGUCUGAUACGUCCCGAGAUGGACCGCUCCUUCAACGGUCAGCUCUCUAGUCUGCUCACAGAUGAAAACAUCGGCGCGCUCGAGUCUCAUCUGCCACGACUACGCAUGUGGCAUCCGCAUGUAUCUGACCUCGAAUCGCUCCGCACCGCUUUCCACCACCGACCGAAUCCUUCGACCUCACUCCUCCUCGCCACAAUCUGCCUUGUCGCCUCCAACAUUGCAGGCAAGCGUCAUCUGGCAAAGCACUUCGCCGUCCACAUUGAUCGCAUCGGCCUGCACGUGCUAAUCUCGGCACCCAAAGAGCUCCACGCCGCCCAAGCCUUUGAGCUGCUCCUCUCUCACGCGCCGUCGCUCAUCGGCGCCAGCGUUGAUCCUUCGGGCGCAGCACACAACGACUCGGCCGUCUUUGGCGAAUCACUCCACUCGAGUGCCAUCGCCAUCGCCGAAGCCAUCGGCCUAGACCUCGUCAUGUCGCAAGCCUUGCAAGAUGGCUUUCACCCUGCCGACCAUGAUGACAACAGUCCCCAGCGACUGGACAAGCUUCGCUCUUACCUCGGCCGCUUCUCGCUCUGGUCCAGCCUUUCCAUGUGGCGCGCCAAAUUCCUUUUCCUCAACUCCGUCGUACGUCCAGCCGACUUUUCGCGCCUCCGCCGCGAUGCAGAGCUAGCCAUCUCCCUGGUCGAAACGCUCUCUCGAUCCGAUCCACAGCACGCUGUGCCAUCCAAGGACGAAGUGCUCUUCCGAGCUGGUGUGCUUGCUCUGGCUUAUCGCGCCAUCCAGGUCGCUGACUUUCACUUGCGCCUCUCACAGCUCGAGACACUUUGGAACAGUCGACCGCUCUUUUCGGACCUGGAGGUCCGACGCGAGGUCAGCAGCCGUGUCGACGAUAAUCUCAAGUUCCUCGCACACUUCAAGAACACCAAGCGCCGCAAGUUGUGGGCCAUGGCCAAUCUGGCCGAGCUCAAGUUUCUCGAUCGCUGGAUUGAUCUCGAGUUUGAGUCCGACAGGGUCUAUCUCUUCCAGCUCUACAUGCGCAUGGUGCUGCCCAUCAACAAGGCUGCUGCCACUGUGGUCGAUGUCUCGCACUCGAUCGACCGAGAUGUUGGCCUGUUCUGUUUCCUCUUUAAUGUCGGAGAGCGCAGCUACCUGAACGACGAGAGGGUGCUUGCCGGUUUUGCCGCUACUCCACAGUUUCCAGGCGAAAGUUUCGAGCAGAUAGGGCUGCCGCUUCUUUUGACGUGCGGAUACAUCCUUCACAUCAGUAUCUGUAUCAUGGAGGGUGUCAAUUUUGUCUACUAUGGCACGCACGACUCGGCCAUGCGCGAGGACAUGUUUGCACUCCUGUUGCGUAGGCUCGCAGAGCGAAUUUGUCCGCCUGGGCAAAUAGAAAGCGAAAGUCUGGAGAAGCUCGUUUCCAGCAUGCUGGUACAGAUGGCUCGGCGCCUCGAAGAGUGGGAGUUCUAUAAAGUCACCCAGAGCCCUCAGCAGCGUACAUCCACAUCGACCUCGCAACUGCCCUACGCAGUCUCUAGCAACAAUGACCACCAGCGUCCCAGCGGUCCGCCGGCGUCGGCAUCGGCAUCGGAGCGCCAACCGCCAAGCCUCGCAGACAACUGUACGCGGCAAGGCCAAGCGACCCCUGUGGCCGACGUGGGUGCAGUACGCGGAGACAUGCCGUCGAUGGGCUGGCAAGACGCAUCGGACUCUGGCGAGUCCCCGGCGUGUAAGCAAGGGCGCAACCAUCUUACGCAUGCGCUGCCGACUCCAGCCCACGCCGAUAUUUCAGUCGUGAUGUCUGAUAGUGCCGACGCAAAGGCUUACGCUGCAACGUCAUCUAGCGCCAAUGCAGAUGCGCUGCUGCCUUGCUCUGAUGUUUGGUCACCGGACAACAUGGCGCGCAUCAUGGACGAAAUCCUCUCAUGGAACAUCAUGCCAGACGCGCACUCUGCAAACGGUAAUGGAGCGAGCUGA
This is a messenger RNA of Mycosarcoma maydis (corn smut), 2913 nucleotides long. RefSeq lists its product as uncharacterized. Gene Ontology annotation, molecular function: zinc ion binding; DNA-binding transcription factor activity, RNA polymerase II-specific. The transcript has a single exon. Gene Ontology annotation, cellular component: nucleus. NCBI's taxonomy places the organism in Eukaryota, Fungi, Basidiomycota, Ustilaginomycetes, Ustilaginales. The coding region runs from base 1 to 2913 and encodes 970 amino acids. The record is from RefSeq and is a predicted model, not a curated record.